GAGGGAGAGCCUGCCGCGGAGCAGCUCCAGGGAGAAGACCGCUACUCUGCUCCGAGACUCCUUUCUGCCGCCGCCGCCGCCUCCUCCUCCACCGUUGGAGGGGGUUAUUGUUCCCGUCAGGAGAAGAGAGGCGUGGACGGACUCAUUUCUGUGGGUUUAUUAUUCGUUCACGGUUCGGACGGAGCGGGACACCCAUGCUCAGCUCAGGGAGAAUGGAGGAAUUCGUCACCGAAGAAGAAGAGCCGUGGUACGACCAACAAGACCUGGAGCAGGAUCUCCACCUGGCAGCAGAGCUGGGGAAGACUUUACUGGAGAGGAACAAAGAGUUGGAGGACUCUUUGCAGCAGAUGUACAUCACUAAUGAGGAACAAGUACAAGAGAUUGAGUACCUGACCAAGCAGCUGGAGGUCCUUCGGGACAUGAACGAGCAACACGCCAAAGUGUAYGAGCAGCUGGACGGCACGGCCAGAGAACUGGAGCGCACCAACCACACGCUGGUCAGGGACAGCAAGGCCUCGCAGCAAAAGAUCGAGAGCUUGACAGGGACUAUUGAGACUCUGCAGAACCAGGUGGAGUCUCUGUCGGCGCAGGUGGAGCAGCUCCGCUCGAUGGAGCAGCUCCGAGUCAGGAGGGAGAAGAGGGAGCGACGCAAGACCAUCCACUCGUUCCCGUGCCUGCGGGAGCUCUGCACCGCGCCCAGGUAUGAGGAUGAGUUUGUAGUGGGCCGGGCCGAGAGCUUCACUUUGGAGGCCAAGAGUCAGCCGUGUGAGGAGGACAGUCAGCACCUGAGGGARGCGGUGUCGGCGCUGAGAGCCGCCGUCCGGACUGAGAGGGGUCGAAGGGAGGGAGUGGAGAAGGAGUGCAACCUCCUGAUCGCAGAGUUCUCUCGGCUGCAGACGCGUGUGCAGGACGCGGAGAGCUGCCAGGCUCGCGUGCGGGAGCUGGAGGUGGAGCUGCAGGAGCUGCAGCAGCUCCGCCGCGCGCGGACUUUCCUCCUGAGUGCUGAGGACGACGGUGUCGCCCUGACCCAGACCGUCCUCAGCAUCACCCCGGAAACCGACACGUUCCUGGAAGCGGAGGAUGGCGACGCGGGCGGCGGAGGCGGCGGCGUGCGGGAGGAGGCCGAGGGCGGAGGCGGCGUUGGAGGCCAGCAGCUGCCGGAGUCCAGCCCCGUGAGGAAAAGCUGCAGCGACACGGCGCUCAACGCCAUCGUGGCGCGGGAUGCGUCCGGCCGCAGGAGAGGCAGCUACGCCCUCCACGCCAACAGYGUGAGGAAGAGGGGGAUGUCCAUCCUCAGGGAGGUGGACGAGCAGUACCACGCCCUGCUGGAGAAAUACGAGGAGCUGCUGGGCAAGUGCAGGCGACACGAGGAGAGCCUGUGCCACGCCGGCGUCCAGACUUCCCGUCCCGUCUCCCGCGACCCGUCCAUGAAAGACUGCGCCGUGGGCCCYGUCCCGGCGCCUCCCCCGACUCCCACCCAGUCUCCCUCCACUCCCGAAGCCAUGGAGAGCAUCAGCAAGCAGGUGGAGGCGGUGGAUAAGCGGCUGGGGCAGAACACUCCGGAGUACAAGGCUCUUUUUAAGGAGAUCUUCUCGCGCAUCCAAAAGACUAAAAUGGACAUUAAAGCUACCAAAGCCGCCAAAACGAGCAAAUCAGGCAAAUCGGGCAAAUCAAGUAAACACUAAAGUCGACGUCGACUGUACAGAUGAGGAUGUUGGUGCUCUUUGUGAACAAGGGGCUAGCCUAGUGUACGCAAUCUUAUAGAGGAUGCUGCUACUACAACUAAAGUAUUAAUUUCUUCCAGAGCUAAGCUAAGCUAAGCUAACCCAGCAGGAAAUCAACCAAAUCUGAAGUGCAUGCCUUCCACCCUAGUGAACCUUCUAGAAAAUGAAUCUGUUACAUUUUAUUCUUCUCCAUUGUCUUAUUUAAUUGAAAGUACAGGGGGAAAAAAGAGAUUUGUAGGCCGAUUUGACUGCCUUACUUACUCUACAAUAUUACAAUUAUAAUACCACAGCUGGCAAAAUGUUUCAGUUUUGCACUUUAUGUUCAGGUUUAAGUAAAAUAAGACAAAUUGCCUCUUAGAGGGGUGGAAUGCAAAUGKAACAUUAUAGUCUCAAUAGUCAAGCCAAAUCUGUUUAGUACUAAACAAGCUUGACUCAUAUUUAUGUACUUCCUGUAACAGAGGUUGAUCUUACUUACGAAAACCUAUAUAUGGCAAAACCUUAAAGCAUUUAAACCAUAAUURUAUUUUAUUGGGAUUUUAUGCAAUAGACCAAAACAAUGUAGUUAAUUAUCGUGAAAAUGAUCCAGGUUUUCUUUCUACAGUUUUUAAAGAUAAAAUCUGACUGCUAAUCUGACAUCUGUUCAGAGAAUCGGCUUCAAGAUUCUGAUUUUUUUAUUGUAAAUGAAAAAACAUUUCUCUUUUUUUUGUCAUAUGCAUCUUUGUCUUGAUCUAUCCUACAAAAAUCCCAAUUAAAUGCAGUGACAUUUGAUGUGGUUGUGUGACCUAAUGUGAAACUGAUCAAGGGGUGUGAAUACUUWUGUGAGUUGGGGUGUUUCAGACCACUGUGCUGCCUGUGUUUUGGCCUGGAGGUGCUCGUCAUAACAUGCUACGCUAAUUCUGUCAGCGCUGCUAAAAAAAAAAAAUGUAACUAAGUCUAGAUAAGGAUGUGAUUAGUCUAUUUGGUCCUGMGCUUUCUGCAGGUAUACCAAGCGGCUACAUUGACCUGAAUAAAAGUGAAUCCAUUUUCCAAAGCGAACUGGACUUUGGGGUCACUUUUGGGCCAAAUCUUACCUGCCUAUGUACCUGUGUCUUAACUCCUGCAUAUGUCUUUGUCUUAAUUACAGUGAAGAUGAGCUAUAUUAUGUUUUGUUUGUAAGUUCUUUUGGGGUGGGAGUGCCUUCAUCCUCUUCAGCUGCUCCAUUUUGUUCCCACUUUGACAUAUAAAACUACAUUUGAGUUAAAUAACAUAAAUGAAAGGACGUUUUGGCUACAAUAUGCAGUUAUCAUGACAUGAGUGUUUUAUAUUCCACCGUGUACAUGAACUGAUUCCUACUCUCUGCACCACGCUCAGGGAUAGACGGUUGCAAAACAUUCUCAACUCAAUCAGAUGUCCCGUUUACAGUUCUGUGCUCAUUUUCAUACACUCAGUAAAUAUUUCCAUUUGCCUCUGAAAUCAGAACUUUGAUUCAGGUCAGAAUAAGAAUUCAGUUCAUGAAUAACGUCCCACCUGAUGUACUUCAGUUCUACUUCCUAGCUAAAAAACAAGUCGGGCUUGCUAGUUUUUGAGCUCCAUGACCAGGAUACUUACUAUAAUAUUGAUGAUUAUGAUAAUUAUUAUUAGUAGGCGUUAAUUACAAUAUAUUUAUGGCGUUUUGCGAAUUGAAAUGCUGAAGAAAUAUGUACAGAGCUGUAUGUGCACAAGGUUAAAAGAGAUCUGAACCAUUAAAGCGCAGAAGGCGGUUUGUGGCUUCAACUUACUCUGUGUUUAUACCUGUGGCAGCCAUUUUGGAUUUUCAGGCCAGUAUUGGUGGGAUAUCUCCCACUUACCAAGUGUAAGCUUCACACAGCAUUCCAGUUAAUCUCCCUAAUCAGAGACAGGAUGGUUUUACCUUUUGAUAACGAUUACAAGCUAAAGUUAGCCUAUCUUGUUUUCAUGUUAGCGGUAGCUAAACGGAUUCAUAAAGUUAAUUUCCUACCAUUCUGAGCAAAGAUGAGUUCUAACAKUCGUAUCACAUUAAUGAUCACUAUAACACAGCAUAAUUCAUUAAAACUUAUGUAUUGAGCUCUCUCUUUUUUAUUUUCACAGCUAACAAAUUACACUGGUGUGCAUCUACAACCAAUCUUCCCAAAUGUCUCUGCUUUGCUCCCAACAUUAGCAUGCUACUUCAUAGGAUCCUCACACAGUAAUGGGAGUGCUAAUGGAAAAUGCGUUUAGCGUUACUGAUGUAAUUUUUUAUUUUUAGCUAAUAUUUGUAAAAGUCUUUUUAAAGGCUUCUUCAAUAUGCCACAGAAAAUUGAACAAAGAUCAAGUUCUGACAGCGUCUUAUGCUGCAUUCAGUUCAUUUGUCGAGUCAGAAGUUGGAUCUUUGAACCGAGUUUAACUGUGAUCCAGUUCCAAAUUGGAAAAAACGGCGAGAUUAAUUCGCUGGGAUGCUUAGUCACCWUGCUAACUGCUGUUAGCUAUACAAGCUAAUAGUUAUGUACUUCACCACAUUUUGGACUUUCUGGAUUUAUUUGUGUUAGCUAAAAUUAUAAUGGUCAAAAAAGCAAGUAAAGAGUUUGUUUUUUUCAAUUUCAAUAAUCAGUUUUUAAGGUCACAGUUGGUGAGACUUUUUUUUGGAUAAUUCUUACUUCUAUGGAGCUUUGUGCUAUUUUUUUACAGCUUCAAAUUUAUAAAAUGUAAUUUCUCAGAAUAAAUGACACACCUWACUGAAGUACAUACUUAAAUCAAACAUAGAGUGCUAAGAAAUAAACUUUUUUUUUAACAUAAACUGAAAAGGCAUAGACUUAUUGAACAACACUUAAAAUGUCUGUCAACAUGGUGGUGCUUGGAAAAACUUGGUUUUUUAUUACAAAUUCUAAGUAAAGUUCUUUCACAGUCUUGAAAAUUUUGGAAACAGUUAGGGUAUGGGACUUUUUUUUUUUUUUUUACUGUUUUCCAGGUCUGAAAUGACAAGGGUAAAACGGUAUCAAAACAUAUUUGAUUUUGCAGGUAUUAUUAUUUUCCCCAAAAAGAAAAAUAAUAAUAGAUUCUUUAUCCAAACAGGUUGCUCUUGGCGAUGACUCCAUCCCUUCUCAGUGAGAUAUACUUCUAUAAAUAAAGGAGAAAAGAAAAUAGCGAAGUAAUAAACAAUCUGUCUUUGAUUUGCACACCACAUUGACAUUUUAGCAUUUUAUCAACCUUCUCACUGAAUAUACACRCUAUUUCACUCACUGGUUUUUUGGCCAAUUUGAAUUCGGGUUGAACUGGGCCUUUUGUCUUUUAAUUAGAUCAUAUUAAAUGCCAAGCAAAGCGAUAAAAGUGCUAUUUUGGGACUUUAUUUCCAAGUGAAAUAAAGGUACAAGUGUUUACUAAUUGUUUAUCUAAUUUUCAUGUGUUUUAUGAUAUUUCUGUGUCUCAUGGCAAAUAGAAGAAUAAAAGAUUUUGAAAUAAAUCUUGUCUCUGAAACAGAAAAUCCAAAGUUGUUUCACCRGUUAAGACUAUUUUGAGCUCCUUUAAACUGAAUAUUUUGUUCUCAAAUGUUAUAACAGAAAAACAAAUCUAGACAAAGAGUUUAGGAUAAUCUGUAAUUGUAAAAUAAAAAUGUCUUGGGGGGYGGGGGRGAUACAACAACAAACAAAUGGAGUGAUCUUGCAUGAACUGGCAUUACAAGGCUUUUUCUCACUGCUACAAACUCUGUCACAUUACACUAGUAAUGUAGAACCAUGUAAAAUCUCAGUAAAUUAGAUGGAAAGUUGAAUGUUGAGCCACAGUUUGUGCUUCUUUAAAGUUCCUCAAUGCUACCUGCUGGCUGUGCUGUACAGUAAACUCUCGUGUUUAGUGUAUAAACCGGGCAUUUGAAAAYGCUCUUGAAUGUUUGGGAGGAAUGCGCUGAUUGGUCUCUGAGAUUGUGUAAUAGUCUAAAUACUGAACAUGUUUUUUUUACAGGAACGUGUGUAGGCACAGGCAGUUGUUGGAGUCAAUGCUACAACUCACCUCCCAGUUGUUGUUUGUGGACAAUGACAAAGAUUCUGUUGUCAUUGGUUGGGGGGGAUGGCAGAUUGCACGUGACAAACACUCUACAUGUUGAAUCUCUGGAGAUAUUCUGUAGAGAUUGUUUUUUUUUUAAUACAACAAAAGUAUCAGAGAGGUUUUUCUUCAAUUUACUCUUGACAGACACACUGUGGUAGCUGAUGUAUAACAAGUUAAAAAGGCUUCAAACCAGGGUUCUAUCUUAACACCCAGCAAUCUUACCAAACUCUUAUGAUAACCUGCAACACAUUGCACCUCUUGCGCAAUCUGCAAUGCCUUUUUUUUUCUGGUAACCUUCAAUAUACAGAGCUGUGUUAUAAUGAAUGUUGUUCUAACUAAUAUUUUUGUGUCUAACUCCUCACCUACACUGUCAACAUAACCAUGCCUGAAACUUUUCUAGACAUCAUAUGUGACUCACUGGUCUGUAAGACUUUUAAGAGACCGGAGGCUGGAUGAUUAUUAAGAUUAGUUUACAGCCUUAAUAGGAGUUUAAUUAUACAGUGUUGUGUAUUUUAGCAUARUUAGAGCUAAAUAUAAUUGAAGGGCAGCAAGCGGAAUUUUAGUGUUGACAAAACCAUGCUAAACCAGGGUUUAUGGCCCUCUGUACUGCACUUGAACGCAACGCCAUUUGUCUGACAAUUUUCGGCUGUCUUUAUUUUCGUUUUUUCUUUAAAAACACUUUAUUUGCCUAUGUAUAACUGUCUAUAACAUCAAACUAUUUAUUUACUUUUCCCUUUAUAUUUUACUACCUUGUUUAAUGAUUUGCAAUGUUCCGUUGUAUUGCCGCCAUUGUUUAGAUUAACUCAUUAUUACUUCAUAUCAURAUGAAACAUCUAUUAAUAAAGAACAAGACAAAUGCA
This is a messenger RNA of Poecilia reticulata (guppy), 6595 nucleotides long. RefSeq names its product cerebellar degeneration-related protein 2-like. The record is from RefSeq and is a predicted model, not a curated record. NCBI's taxonomy places the organism in Eukaryota, Metazoa, Chordata, Actinopteri, Cyprinodontiformes, Poeciliidae.